Conger conger (European conger) is the source of this 2070-nucleotide messenger RNA. Its product is annotated as retinol dehydrogenase 13-like. The coding region runs from base 75 to 1142 and encodes 355 amino acids. The record is from RefSeq and is a predicted model, not a curated record. NCBI's taxonomy places the organism in Eukaryota, Metazoa, Chordata, Actinopteri, Anguilliformes, Congridae. The transcript is spliced from 7 exons.
GGAUGAGGAAACGCACGCGUAAAUUUGACCUGGGAUUUGCUGCAUUUGACAUUUGAUUUUAUACAGCGAACAUAAUGAAUAGAUAUAUACUGCCAGCAUCGGUGGCGGGGACAAUAAUUGGAUGUGGUGUUCUGUUAAAGGAUUAUGUUACUGGCGGCACUUGUCCAAGUAAAGCCAAGAUCGAAGGGAAGACGGUUGUCAUCACCGGCGCAAACACUGGAUUAGGAAAAGAAACUGCUCGAGAACUGGCCAAGAGAGGGGGCCGGAUUAUUAUGGGAUGCCGGGACAUGGCAAAGUGCGAGGCGGCCGCCAAGGAAAUCCGCGGACAGACACUCAACACUCACGUCUACGCCCGCCACAUCGACCUGGCGUCCAUCAAGUCCAUCCGCGAGUUCGCCAACAGGAUCAACCAGGAGGAGGAACGUGUGGAUAUACUCAUCAACAACGCAGGUGUGAUGAGGUGUCCGGACUGGAAGACAGAGGAUGGCUUUGAAAUGCAAUUUGGAGUGAACCACUUGGGCCACUUCCUGUUGACGAACCUGCUCCUGGAGAAGCUGAGAAGCUCGGCCCCCAGCCGGGUGGUGAAUCUUUCAUCGCUGGCCCACCUCCUGGGCGAGAUGGACUUCGACGACCUCAACUGGGAGAGGAAGAAGUACGACACCAAGAGGGCCUACUGCCAGAGCAAGCUAGCCAACAUGUUGUUCACCCGUGAGCUGGCCAGGAGGCUGCAAGGUUCUGGGGUGACCGUAAACGCCCUGCACCCCGGAGUGGCAGCCACAGAGCUGGGGAGACACACAGGCCUGCACCAGUCCUCCUUCUCCAGCUCUGUCCUCAGCCCGCUGUUCUACGUGAUGGUGAAGACCCCGCGGCAGGGGGCUCAGCCCGCCGUGUUCCUGGCGGUGGGGGAGGAGCUGGAGGGCGUGUCGGGCCGUUACUACGACGUCCUGCAGGAGAAGGAACCGUCGCCCCAGGCGAUGGACGAUGACUCCGCCCACAGGCUGUGGGAGGUCAGCGCCAGGCUGGUGGGGCUGGAGCAGACGCGGGCCACGCCCCCCGCCACGCCCGAACACUCGCCCACGCCCCCGCCCCAAAACCAGCCCCCCACCGCUCCACUCCCCGCUGUCCCCUCCCAGCAGGGCUGAACCACCCCCCCGUCCCAGAACCGGCUGGGGUAGGACUCCGCAGAAUGUGCCCGAACUAUUUCAUAUGGACUUAUCACAGCCUCAUUUAUGACCACAGGGUCAUAACCAAGCGGCCAAAACUGGGCUUCGUUUUUUGAAGCUCAUUUCCUGGUUGUGUUGGGAGGCUGCUCACUAGUACCACUGUGGUGGUAUAAGUACAAGUGUUUCAGCCACUCUUUCAAUGUGAAGUCAAUGGUAACAAUACGGCAAAAAUACUAAGUCGAUCAUUUUACCCCGCAGGAAAUGAGCCUCAUAACCUUACAGCUCUCUGUAUCACUAGAUAUAGCCUACCAUCUACGUAUUGGAAAUGGUUGUUGAGCUCGGUUUGUCAAUAUGUGCCUUCUGCUAUUUAUGUAAAUAAUGACAGUAAAUCUGCAGUCGGUGUGUCAUAAUCUGUGUUUUGUGAUGUUGUGAAAACAGAACAGCCUAUAGCCUAGUGGCUAGGUUGCUUGACUGGGACCCAGAAGGUUGGUGGUUCAAGCCACAUCUGUUGAGCAAGGCCCUUAACCCCACAUAGCUCCAGGGAGGGAUUGCUCCCUGCUGAGUCUAAUCAACUGUAAGUCGCUUUGGAUAAAACGCAGACCUGUGAUUACAGCUCUUUGGUCUUACUGUGCUGAAGAACAGGCAGUAACACUGUAUGUAAAACCAACAGAUUUUUAUUUUACAGUAUUUACAUUACGUUUUGCAAUAUGAAAAAGUUAUAAUGCUGUCGUGAUUGAAGUUAUUUUCUUUAGUCGAGGGGGGAGCCUGAUGGAAUAAUGUGUACAGUGGAGGGAAGAGAACCUCUUUAUUCAGAACCUGCUGGUGCCUUUCUCAGUUUAGAUAUAGCAUUGCAUGAGGUAGACACCCAAAUUAUUUUGGCCAUAACUUAAUAAAACAUGGAAAAAAA